This is a messenger RNA of Engraulis encrasicolus (European anchovy), 1119 nucleotides long. RefSeq lists its product as uncharacterized. The transcript has 6 exons. The coding region runs from base 73 to 744 and encodes 223 amino acids. NCBI's taxonomy places the organism in Eukaryota, Metazoa, Chordata, Actinopteri, Clupeiformes, Engraulidae. The record is from RefSeq and is a predicted model, not a curated record.
CAGGGUGCUUGCUUGGUCUGCUUCUAAUUAUUUCUUAUUUAGUUGGAUGUUGCCAGGUCAGACAGGUCUAACAUGGCUGGGCUAAACAGAAAUCUGAGAGCUGCUUUCAUCACAGUGAAUGUCCUACUUAUCAUUGUGUUUGUCAUGUUAGUGACCUCUGUGCAUGUGCUGACCAACAGGGAAGACGUAAGGAUUGAUGGCGAAAAAUAUGAUAUCCAUAAAACACUCUGGGGUGUAGUUGGAGGAAUCCUGAUGGUAUCUCUGCUUGGCUUAUUGGGUGUUCUAAAGGAGAAGAGGUGGGCCCUCAUAUUGUACAUUAUAGUAAGCGUAAUCGGUGUGCUGAUAUUCCUAUUUUUUGGUGUACCAGCGGCUUUAAAUGCUGUGGACGCGUCAAAGAUUGUAAGCUUGAUACACGUGUUGGGCAUGCCUACUCCUGGAGUUGUGAGGCUUAUGAAUGUGUUGGUGGCCACCUACCUUGUGCCUGCUGUAUUUGGGUUCAUUGAGGUGGUCCUGGCAUCCGUGCUGUCAUGUCAGCUGCGCAAACUUCAGGCGACCAGGCAACAAGGGCAGGAGCUCAGAUCAAUCGACCAGACCAAUGCACACCACCCCUCCGCCUCUCCUCAAUACUACCCUGUCAGCCAGACCAAUUCAACCUCCCCCUCCAUCUAUCCCCAACUCAACCCAAGCAGCCAGGAUAUGACCGCCCCAGUCUACUAUCCUCCUAGCCAGGCCGUGCCCUCUUAGUAACGCAACAGCUUCAGCGUUGCUACCAGUCAGGUCAAGAGCAAUGCAAGUACUUUCUGAGUUCCUGGGAACUCCUCCCACUUUGUUGGGAAGCAAACAAGUGAGGCCAUUUGGGAAAUGUUAAUUGUUAUGCUCUUGGUCAGACAAAGUCUCGAAGAUAUUUGAAAGUCAAUGAUAAUCAGGCUACUAUCCUCCAUCUCCUGUAGCUCCUACACAGUAAACAAAAAUAUAUGCUAAUGUUGCUAAUCUUCUAAUGGUGCUAAUGUUCUGAAGUGUGACUUGAGUCACAGGCCCAUAGGGGGGCCACAUACAGUCCAAUUUAUGAAGAUAUACUGUAUGGCUGGGAGGGUCCAUUGGAGCUGAUUUACAUAGGGC